Messenger RNA from Nannochloropsis gaditana CCMP526, 368 nucleotides. RefSeq lists its product as uncharacterized. Gene Ontology annotation, molecular function: D-aminoacyl-tRNA deacylase activity. The transcript has a single exon. The record is from RefSeq and is a predicted model, not a curated record. The annotation marks the transcript as partial.
GCGGGGGGGGGGCAUUACACCCCUAAAAUGAAUGACCUUCUCCGCCACCGUGAAGACGUCCUCCUGGGCCACAUUCUGGCCUCGUAUUGUUUCACUGGAUCUGAAGAAGACUGGAAACGCGGGAUAGAUGAGGCCAUUGAGGCAACUCGUCGAGCCUACAGUUUGCCAUCUGAAAAUGCAGAAGAGGAGGACGGUGGCAAGGAGGAAACUCGCGUGUGCGUGUAUAUUGACAAGAAGGCGUUUAAAAGUGCUCCGCGACAAGCUUUAGUACAGUAUUUGGAAUCCAGAGGGAUUCAGUGUGCCUUCAAGGAAAAUGACUUGAAUUGAAGUGAUGCGGCCUUUAGGAAACACCACAAAAGUAAUUGACA